This is a messenger RNA of Phyllotreta striolata, 429 nucleotides long. Lineage: Eukaryota; Metazoa; Arthropoda; Insecta; Coleoptera; Chrysomelidae. The record is from the annotation of a GenBank genome assembly.
UUGAGCAAAUGUCAAAACAGCUCAUUCGGCGCAAGCGUAUUUCGGACUCUUUCCAAUUUUAAGCUCGAAGAGAGCAGAAUGGUUCAACGGUUAGUUUUUAGAAGACGAUUGUCUUACAACACAAAAUCCAACAGGAGGCGAAUUGUUCGUACUCCUGGUGGUAAAUUGGUGUACCAAUACCUGAAGAAACCCAAGAAGAUCCCGAGAUGCGGUCAAUGCAAAGACAAACUCAGGGGUAUCCUUCCUGCUAGACCCCAAGAAAGGUCCCGUUUGUGCAGAAGAAAGAAGACCGUAAAGCGGGCUUACGGCGGUGUUCUGUGCCACAAAUGCGUCAAGGAAAAGAUCGUAAGAGCUUUCCUCAUCGAGGAGCAAAAGAUCGUUGUUAAAGUUCUUAAAGCCCAACAAGCUGUUACUAAAGCUAAAAAAUAG